AUGACUUCAACUUUUAUGACAAUACAACAAAGCAUGCACAGCAUGUCGACGUCCGCGACGACAAUGUCAACAUAUGGAAUAAAUUACUUCAACGAAUCUUCGUCGUCAGGAGAAUUUUCUGACGGAUAUCAAAGUUCAAUAUCGCCGGUGGCAUCGCCUAAUUCAGGGUAUUACAGUUAUCAGCCGGAAAGUUUUGAAUACGCACCAUCCUACUCGUCCAAAAAGAGCUUCAAUUAUCAAAAUGACUGCUCUUAUUACCAACAAAUGACUUCUAAUUUCUCGGCAUCUUCGUGUUCAUUUAAAAACAUGCCAAAUCAAGUUGAUUGCUCACAAAACUCAUACAAAUUAAACGUUCAAAUUAAGCCAUUCAUCAAGACGACAGAAUCAACGAAUAUUUGCAAACCAUCGGCGCCACAGAAGCUUCUCAAAAUUAAUCGAUUUGUACAGCAAUUUAAUCAGCAACAUGAAACUCUCAGUAAGAAGUUUAUUGAAGAGAAAGAUAAUCAGGUGGCAAAUUUAUCAACUCCACCACCACCACCGGAAAUUCUAAAGAAGCGACGUGUGGCUGCAAAUGCCCGAGAAAGGCGACGAAUGAAUAAUUUAAACUUUGCUUUCGAUAGAUUGCGAGACGUUGUACCAAACUUGGGUAAUGACAGAAAAUUAUCGAAAUUUGAAACACUUCAAAUGGCACAAACUUACAUAUCUGCUUUAAACGAAUUACUGACGAGAGAAUAA
Messenger RNA from Clunio marinus, 735 nucleotides. The record is from the annotation of a GenBank genome assembly. Lineage: Eukaryota; Metazoa; Arthropoda; Insecta; Diptera; Chironomidae.